GGUAGCGUUAGCCUUAACGUGUCGUUAAAAAGUUUAACGUGGCGUUACUUUACGGAAGGUUAAAAAGCUGUUGUUCAAGUUGAUUUAACGGUAGCGUUAGCUAACGUGACCGUUAACAAAUCUUAACCUGUCGUUAAAUUUUAACUAUGGUUUAGAGGCUAUUUUAGUUACCCAUAAUUCAGAUUUUCUGAACUUCCCCCAUAAACAAAUAUGGCCGACUUGCCUUCUGCUAGUGCAUGCAAUCAGUCUAAUGUGAAGAAGACAAGGGAAAGAAAGCCAAAUUUUUCGGAAGCAGAGAUAAAUCUUCUCCAAGAUGAGGUAGAAAAGAAUUAUGCAGUCAUUAAUGACAAAUUUGGAAGUUCUUUUACAAAUAAAAGAAAAACAGCAGUCUGGGGAAGAAUUUCAAUGAUGGUGUCUUCUCUUGGUGUUGCCCAUAGGUCAGUCAAGGAGUGUAAAGAUAAAUGGGGCAACACCAAGAAAGAGGCAAAGAAGAUCUUUUCUGUCAGCAAGAGAGACCAGGGGAAAACAGGUGGUGGACCACAGGCUAAGUCAGUGAGUGUGGCAGUGCACAGAACCAUAGAUUUGUGCAAGGACUCUGCUUCCUUCAAGGGCAUAGGAGGUGUAGAAAGCUGCAUCAUUGCUGGUGCAGCUGAGGCUAGAUUGUCAGAAGAUGAUUCUGAAAUGGCCUGUACAGGGUCCCAGGAUUUAUUUCAGUCAGCUAUGGAAUGCCAAUCUGAGUCCUCACUACAACCUCCAACACCUCCUUCACCAUCAGUUCUUUCAGGGUUUAUUGGUAACCGGGCAGUACCAAUUGUGGUAAACCCAACUAGACAGGCUGAGAACAAUGAAUCACAUGCCGUCCCUACAGCUGCUACAGCCACAAAGAAGAGAAAAGCCACAGCAGGAGAUGUUUAUGAGCUUCAGGUUGUGUAUUUUAGGGGUGAAAUUGAAAAACAGAAGAAGGAGAUGAAAAAGCUGGACUUGCAAAUAGAACUGCUGGAGAGAAUCAAGGCAAAGGAGUACCAGCCAAUGUCAUUGUCACAGUGUCUUGAGGCUCUUGGUACUACCAACUAAUAUUAUUUGUUAUC
Molecule: messenger RNA, 1088 nt
Organism: Mytilus trossulus (common blue mussel)
Lineage: Eukaryota; Metazoa; Mollusca; Bivalvia; Mytilida; Mytilidae
Exons: 3
Coding region: 211-1074 (287 amino acids)
Cellular component (GO): nucleus
Source: RefSeq, a predicted model, not a curated record